CUUUAAAGACCAUAAUAUAUAUAUAUGUAUAUAUGUAGAUACAUAUAUAUAUACAUAUUUUUUUUCUGAUAGGAGGAACAUCGUUAUCGCGCUGGUCUCCAGUGAUGAAGAUCCUGGGAGCGGGCACUUUCCCCAUCCAGAUACAAUGCACUUUAACUGAAGAACCACUGAGCUGAACUGCAAGUCUCUUUCUUAUGGUGCUGGAAUACUCCUGCAGAUCUGCCCUGGGAUCGACCUCCAGACAGGGCUCGCUGGCAGACACAAGUCACCUUCUGACCAUUGCACUGAGCUCUCCCUGGGGACUUAAAUUUUGGAAGCGCUCGUCUCACACAUGAUCUCCUCCAAGAUGACGAGCUCAAACCCCGAGGAGGACGCUCUGGAUGCAUUUCUGCAGUACAUUGAGGACCUGGGCAUGAAGGCCUACGAUGGCUUGGUUAUUCAGAAUGCAUCAGACAUUGCUCGCGAAAACGACCGCCUGAGAAAUGAAACAAAUCUGGCCUACUUGAAGGAGAAGAACGAGAAACGCCGGAGACAAGAAGAAGCAAUAAAACGCAUAGGCGGAGAUGUAGGGCGAAGCCACGACGGGAGUUACGUGGGCAAACAUUUCCGCAUGGGAUUCAUGACGAUGCCCGCUCCUCAGGACAGACUCCCCCACCCUUGCUCCAGUGGCUUUGCAGUGAGAUCACAGUCCCUGCACUCAGUUGGGGGUGCAGAUGACGACAGCAGCUGUGGCUCACGGAGACAGCCACCACCCAAGCCCAAACGGGACCCUAGCACCAAGCUGAGCACCUCCUCGGAGACAGUCAACAGCACAGCGGCCUGUAAGAGCGGAAAACCCCCUGAGAGGACGGAAGUGUCGGCCAAACCCAGACCCCACAGUGAUGAAUACUCCAAGAAGAUUCCUCCUCCGAAGCCCAAGCGGAACCCCAACACCCAGCUGAGCACGUCUUUCGACGAGACCUACAUCAAAAAGCACGUGCCCAGGAGGACCUCCCUCACGCGGGACACCUCCCUGUCGCAGGCGGGCAGCCCCGCGGGCGACGCGGAGGAAGAGGAGGAGCCGGUGUACAUCGAGAUGGUGGGCAACAUCCUCCGAGACUUUCGGCGAGAGGAGGACGACCAGAGUGAGGCUGUCUACGAGGAAAUGAAGUACCCUAUCUUCGAUGACAUCGGCCCAGACGCCAAGUGUGACCUUAAUCAUCACAGUUGUUCUUCGCAGUGUGCUACCCCCACAGUGCCUGACUUGGACUUCGCCAAGUCCUCAGUGCCAGGGACCCCCAAGGGCCUGCUCUGUGACAUCCCCCCGCCCUUCCCCAACCUGCUCUCCCACCGCCCCCCGCUGCUCGUGUUCCCGCCAGCCCCUGUGCAGUGUUCCCCCAAUUCCGACGAGUCUCCGCUCACCCCCCUGGAGGUCGCAAAGCUGCCGGUGUUGGAGAACGUGUCUUACCUGAAGCAGCAGGCCGGGCCGUCGCCAUCCUCACUGCCAUCGCACCCCUCCGGCCACGCCAGGCUGGAGAAGGACCAGGGCGGUACCCUGGGCGCUGCGUCUGCCACUGCAGUGCUCUCCUCGUCCCCUCCUCACCCCUCCACUUUGUACCGAGCGCAGAGUCCGCAUGGCUACCCAAAAAGUCACUCAGCCUCGCCCUCCCCUGUGAGCAUGGGGAGGUCCCUAACCCCCUUAAGCCUCAAGAGGCCUCCCCCCUACGACGCUGUGCACUCCGGCAGCCUUUCUAGGAGCGCGCCAUCAGUGCCUCACUCGACGCCCCGACCAGUGUCGCAAGAUGGGGCCAGGAUGGUCAACGCAUCCGUGAACACCUACGCCUCGGCCCAGAGCGGCUCCCGGUCCAGAACCCCCACGAGUCCUUUGGAAGAACUGACCAGCCUCUUUACCUCAGGACGAAGCCUGCUGAGGAAGUCUUCCAGCGGCCGCCGUUCUAAAGAGCCCACAGAGAAGUCUACAGAGGAGCUGAAGGUACGAAGCCACAGCACGGAGCCAAUACCAAAGCUGGACAGCAAGGAGAGAGGGCAUCAUGGGACAUCCACCUCCAGAGAGCCUGGCAAAGCUCAGGAAUGGGAUGGGACCCCAGGACCACCAGUGGUGACCAGUAGACUGGGAAGGUCCUCUGUGAGCCCCACCUUGUUAGCAGGAAACCACAGUUCAGAGUCUAAAGUAAGCUGCAAGUUAGGCCGAUCUGCAUCCACAUCAGGUGUGCCUCCUCCAUCAGUCACUCCUCUCAGGCAAGCCAGCGACCUGCAACAGAGCCAGGUGGCGUGCAUGCCGUGGCUUCACGGAGACCACACAAUGCUUGAGAUGAUCGAGAAAAAGCGUUGCUUGUGCAAGGAAAUAAAGGCUAGACAGAAAACGGAAAAGGGCCUCUGCAAACAGGAGAGCAUGCCCAUCCUACCCAGCUGGAAGAAGAACCCAGGUGCAAAGAAGUACAGCCCUCCCCCCUACUCCAAACAACAAACUGUGUUUUGGGACACCGCCAUCUGAUCCAGGACCCAGCAGGGAACUAACUCCAUGAGCACAUCGCUUAACACGCACAGGAAGGUCAUCUUCAGUCCUGUCGAUUUCGCUGUGCCAUCUUUCUCUGCCAGCGCUGCCCUGCAGAGCCCACGGGCACUGUGCCUACUCGUAGCAAGUUCAAGAUCAAUGUCUAUUUCCUUGCAAUGAAGGCACCCUUAUUUAUUCCAGAUUAUUUUGAAUCCAGAAGAUAUUAACCUGUAGAUAUUUUAAUCGCAUU
Echinops telfairi (small Madagascar hedgehog) is the source of this 2744-nucleotide messenger RNA. RefSeq names its product neuronal tyrosine-phosphorylated phosphoinositide-3-kinase adaptor 2 (gene NYAP2). The record is from RefSeq and is a predicted model, not a curated record. The coding region runs from base 332 to 2494 and encodes 720 amino acids. Gene Ontology annotation, biological process: neuron projection morphogenesis; phosphatidylinositol 3-kinase/protein kinase B signal transduction. Lineage: Eukaryota; Metazoa; Chordata; Mammalia; Afrosoricida; Tenrecidae. The transcript is spliced from 7 exons.